Messenger RNA from Staurois parvus, 228 nucleotides. The record is from the annotation of a GenBank genome assembly. Lineage: Eukaryota; Metazoa; Chordata; Amphibia; Anura; Ranidae.
UGCCCCAUCAUUGGUGUCAGUGGGAGGAAUAGUGCCCCAUCAUUGGUGUCAGUGGGAGGAAUAGCGCCCCGUCAUUGGUGUCGGUGUGGGGGGAAUAGCGCCCCGUCAUUGGUGUCAGUGGGGGGAAUAGCGCCCCCCGUCAUUGGUGUCAGUGGGAGGAAUAGCGCCCCGUCAUUGGUGUCAGUGGGAGGAAUAGCACCCCGUCAUUGGUGUCAGUGGGAGGAAUAG